Eufriesea mexicana is the source of this 921-nucleotide messenger RNA. RefSeq names its product TNF receptor-associated factor 6. Gene Ontology annotation, molecular function: protein binding. NCBI's taxonomy places the organism in Eukaryota, Metazoa, Arthropoda, Insecta, Hymenoptera, Apidae. The transcript has 5 exons. The record is from RefSeq and is a predicted model, not a curated record. The coding region runs from base 1 to 921 and encodes 306 amino acids.
AUGUCAUCGAUAGUUUUGUUGUUCUUGUAUAUGAAUACGCUCUAUUUAACUUGCUGUGAUGCAAGCGAUGCAAACGUCUCGAAACUCACCAUUGCAAAUAUUAACUCAACGAGCGACGAAGGUGUCACGGAAACGCAACAAGCAACUUGUAAAAUUGCUACUGAAGAAUUGGUCGCAAGUGCACGUGCCAGUGUCACAAGAGUGCUCACAGGGACUUGUAAUGCGAAAAUAAUCGACGAGAAGCUGCAAACUUUAGAAAAAGUUCUAGUCAAAGAACUGGAAGAAAUUAAGACAUUAUUGUACAUAGUGUUGGAGAAAAAAAGAGCACUGCCAAAAUUAUACCAAAGUAGUAUAAUAUCUCCAAGACAGACUGAGAUCGACAAUUUUAACAACACGAUCCAAAGAACGUCAUCGUUAAACGGGUCUACGGGUUUCUUCUUUUAUUAUUGGCAAAUAAACCAUUUCGACGAGAAGCUUGCCAAUUGGAAAACUGCUCGUUCCAUACGUAGUUCGACGUUUUACGUAGGCCAGAAUGGAUAUGCCAUGUACAUCAAAGUUACUCCACGGUAUUUUCCGGACGGUACAAUUUUCAUAGGAGUUGGAUUGACUCGUGGUGCUCACGAUUCCAUCCUCGAAUGGCCAUUUCCACAUAAGAUUCGCCUCGAGAUUUUAGAUCAUUCAGCCGAGCAAUCGCGACAAGAUCGCCGAUCACGAAUCUGGGAUCCGUCUACGCUUUGCUCGGAAUAUUUUUGGGGUCGUCCAAAAUUAACUGGACAACCAGAUAAUCCAGAAUGUGUUGGAUUGAGUGUCUCGAGACAGGUUCUUUUCUUCAAAUUGCCGGUUACUAUUGAUCAUCUAUCAAGGAGUACAAGAUAUGUUUGGGAUGGUAGUAUUACGAUAAAACUAACUGUUUAUCUUUAG